CAAGGGGAAUCUAUGUGCAAUUAUCUCUGCCGUUGAUUCGUGUUUAGUGAUAUCGACGCAGGAACUGCGGAUAAUAAUAGUGUGAGAAGUAUUUGCUGAGGAAAAAUGGCUACUGAUAACGAAAAAAGAAAGCUUGUAGAUCUGCGUGUAGUAGAUUUACGUUGUGAACUGGAAAAACGUGGGUUGGACAAGACCGGCGUGAAGUCGGUCCUGAUUCAGAGAUUGCAGAAGGUCCUAAAAGAGGAAGGACAUGAUCCAGAGGAAUAUACCUUUGAGUCAGAAAAGAAGACGCCUAAGAAGACUUCUAAACGUGGUGAACAAGAUGCUGAAUCUCAGGAUGGAAACAGUGCUGAUUUGGAUGAUGAUGUAAAAGAUAAAGAUGAAGAGGACGAUGAUGAAGAAGAUGGAGAUGCAGAUGCUCAAGAAACAGAAAGUGCAGAGAAGGAAGUUACAAACACAUCAUCAAAAGGAGAACCAUCUGUGACUGAUAAUACAGAAAGUGCAGGAGAGGGAAAUGGCAAAGAGACAGAAUUAGAAGAAAAACCCAAUGGAAAAGCGAAUGGUGAGACUAAGGAAGCAGUCACCGUACAAUCUGGAGGAGGAGUGAGAGGAGGAGGGGGAGAAGAAGAAGACAAAACAAAACCAUGUAAAUUGGCAGAAAAGGAACCUGAGGUGAAUGUUUCGCAGCAUUCUGAACAUGAAAAGCAGGUGCCUGAAGCUAACUCGGCUGAUAAUGAAGAUUCAAUAAAUCUGACGAUAGGAGAAGAUGAAGAGAAGCUUUUGGCUGAAGAGGAGGACAGCACCCAUGAAAAGGAUUCAAAAGAGGCUACCACAGCCUACAAUCGUGAAAAUGCUUCUGCAGUAGAAGAGAGGAAAUUGGAAUCCCAUAAUGAAGAGUCUAAAAAGCCUGUUACAGCUGAGGAAAAGAAGAAAUCUGAUGUUGAACAAAAGAAAGAGAAAGCAGAGAAACUUAAAAGCAGUGCCACCACCGGGAGUGAUCAGAAGCAAACUAAAGAUGACAAAGAAAGGAAAAAGGGGACUCCUGGUACUAGCACUACCAGAAAUUUAUGGGUUAGUGGUUUAUCAUCGUCAACAAGGGCAACAGACCUGAAGCAUGUAUUUGCUAAGUACGGAAAAGUGGUAGGUGCAAAGGUUGUAACAAAUGCUAAGACUCCUGGAGCUCGAUGCUAUGGCUAUGUUACAAUGGCAACCAGCGACGAUGCUACAAAAUGUAUUCAGCAUUUACACAGAACUGAGUUACAUGGGAGAAUGAUAUCAAUUGAACGGGCAAAUGCAGAUGCUGGAGGCCCCCCUAAGAAAACUGAUGCAAAAGUCCCUGUAACACCUAAAAAGUUGGAUGAGAAAAAGAAGCAAGAAAGGAAAGAGGGAGAUAAGAAGUUGGCAGAUACUUUAAGCAAAGAUACUAAAAAAGAAGCAGAGGAUGGCCAAGAGAAGAAAGCGGAGGAAGGUGCCGACGACGAAGAGAACGAGAAUGUUGUGAAGGCAGCAGACAGCAGUGAGCGGAAUGGGCGACCCGAGAAGCUGCGCAGCCGUCAGGUGUCGCGGGAACGGCGCGGCUUAUCAGGAGGACGCAGCGAGUUUCCAAAGCAGUGGCGGGAGCGACAUCGCAGUGCUGGUAGCAGCCAUCACUCGACCCAUCUGUCCAGUCGCGGUCGUCUGCACAGUCGCAGCCCUCUGCACAGUCGCAGCCCUCGUCAUCGUUCGUAUCGGCGUGCGUCACCAGUCCACAAGCCUGGAGUUCUCACCUUCACUCAGAUCCGGGAGGAACGUGAGAGACAGAGGUUGCGGGAACGGGAACGAGAACUGCGAGAGGAAGAACGUCGCCGAACUGAAGAAGCUGCACGGCAGCGUGAGAUAGAGAGGCAACAACGGGAGUUGGCAAUAAAGCUUGAAAGGGAGAAGGAGAAGUUGCGUUUGGAAUGGGAGCGCGUGGAACGGGAACGUGCUGAAGUACUGCGCUUAGAAAGAGAACGUCAGCGUCGUGAACGUGAGAAUUUGGAAAGAGAACGGGAGGAGUUACUAAGACAGCAAAUAAGAUUAGAAGAAGCAAGACGCAGUGCUAAACGUCCAGCAGAUGAUCGGAGGGAUGCAUAUCCAGAUGAAAGAAAGAGAGUUGCUACUGAACGUCACUUUGACACUCCAUCUGGACGCUAUGAAGAUACUUCAAGGUUUGAAAGACCUGCAAACUACAGAAUACGUGAGGAUCGCCGCCCAGAAUCAGAUCGGCCAAAAGCAGAUGUGCGCCAUAAUGUGCGUGAACGUUAUUCUGAAUCAGGGAAACAUACGAGAUAUGCAGAUCGCUCAGGCGAUAUGUGGCAUUCUGGUACCAGUACACCUACUGUAAAGCAGUUACUUCCAAUGGAUGGAGGAAGUGGCAUGCAUGGGCGGGACACAUGGCAAGGAUCUGGUGAUAGAAAGGGAGAUGCUGGACCGUCAUGGCGUACUGUGGAUAUGCCUAGAUCGGAGAGGUGGGUGAGUGGCAGCAGUGGCACUACAGGUGUCGUAGCACGAGGCUCAAGUCUAAGUGUACCAGCAUCAUUAUAUGACCAGCAAGGUGUUUCACAAGCAGCAGCUUCAUCUGUGGCCAUGAGCAGUGGAGGCCCUUAUGGCAGCAGUGAGCGUUUCGAUACCUACAAGCAGUCAAUGGGAUCUAUGCGUAAAUAUUAAGUGUAUGACAAGAUUUGGACAUUAAUAUUAUUCUAAGUCAAGUGUUAAAAAUUGAGUUCUGAAUAUGUGGUGGAAAACCACUGAAGAGGUUUCAGUGUAGCUUCUGUAAAAAUGACAGACCCACUUACUUGUAGGGGAAGUAUAAUGCUUUACACAUUCCUUUUAGCAUUUUUUUAGUUCAGGAUAAAUUCUGGAAAGGUUGUUUAAAAAAAAUUUCAUACACUUUGCUGUGAAGCAUAUUUAUAUAUGUCCUGUAUACAGUCACUACUUUCCAGUUACAUAUUUCUCCCCAGUUGUUUAUGGGGCAAAGUCAUUACACACAUCACUUGUAUUUGACAAUUAGUGCAAAAACUAAUGCUGUAAUGUUUGUGUCAUAACAAUGGUUGUUAUGUUCAAAACACUUUUGUAAAAUUCCUGAACUGUUUUAAUAUAUUUUGUAAUCCUGAAUAAAAGUGUGUAAACAAACUUCAAGUGAG
This is a messenger RNA of Schistocerca piceifrons (Central American locust), 3164 nucleotides long. RefSeq names its product scaffold attachment factor B2-like. Gene Ontology annotation, cellular component: nucleus. Lineage: Eukaryota; Metazoa; Arthropoda; Insecta; Orthoptera; Acrididae. Gene Ontology annotation, biological process: regulation of mRNA processing; regulation of transcription by RNA polymerase II. The record is from RefSeq and is a predicted model, not a curated record. Bases 106 to 2688 code for a protein of 860 amino acids. Gene Ontology annotation, molecular function: RNA binding; sequence-specific DNA binding. The transcript has 17 exons.